AACGUAAUAAUAUGGUUAGUCUGUGGUGCAACGUUAGACGGAGUGCUUCGCAACCUGAAACGGGAAUCGGGAAACUUUAUUGAGUCGUAUUUUGAAGUUGUUUAAAAUUUAACUAGACUGAAAAUAGUGUUUGAUAUGCGAAUAAUUGGUUACCUAAGAGAAGUUUUGUCGUCGAGAUAUAAACAUGCCAGGGGCAAAGUAUGAACAGCUGCCUAUGAGGUCAGAAGGUGAAGAAGAUGUUUUCACAAAUAAACCAAAAGCAAGAUGGUCAGAGAUGUGCUUCCAAAAAAGUUUGCUGUCCUUGGGGCUGAUCCUGUUGUACUUCGCGCUGUCGAUUGGGCUCACCUUUUAUCAAAGAUGGUUAUUAACGGAUUUCAAAUUCCCCUUGACGGUGGUAAUGUACCACCUCAUAGUCAAAUGGAUUUUGGCAGUCUGCGUGAGGGUGGUGCUCCAGCUUAUCACGGGGACGCCACAACUGAUUCUGCCAUUCAUGACUUGUCUCAAGUCCGUUGGCCCCACUGGCCUGGCCAGUGGCAUUGAUGUGGGGUUCUCCAACUGGGGACUGGAGUUGGUCACCAUCUCCCUCUACACGAUGACGAAGUCCACCACUAUCAUCUUCAUCUUGUUCUUUGCGAUCCUGCUGGGACUCGAGAAGAAGUCGUGGUCUCUCGUGGGCAUCGUGCUGAUGAUCUCAGCGGGCCUCAUCAUGUUCACGUAUAAGGCCACGCAAUUCAACCUGCUUGGCUUCAACUUCCUGCUCAUCGCGUCUUUCGCGGCCGGCCUGCGAUGGACAUUCGCGCAGCUGCUGAUGCAAAAGUCCAAGCUGGGUCUCCACAACCCGGUCGACAUGGUAUUCCACGUACAGCCCUGGAUGUUCGUGUCGCUCCUGCCAUUCACUAUCAUGUUUGAAGGGGUCGCAUGCUACGACUACCUUCAGAAGCUGUCGGCAGAGAAACUGCUGCCCACGAUCCUGAAGGUGUCGGUUGGAGCCACGAUCGCGUUCGCUAUGGAGAUCAGCGAAUUCCUAGUCGUCACGUACACAUCUAGUCUCACCUUAUCCAUCUCUGGAAUAUUUAAGGAGAUGUGCAUCCUGGUGCUCGCGGUGGAGGUAAGCGGGGACGUGCUGUCUCCGAUCAACGUGGUGGGGCUGGCCGUGUGUCUGCUGGGCAUCUGCGGCCACAUCAUACACAAGGUCAUGUUCAUCAAGUCCGUGACGGGCACCAUCCAAGCUGUCGACGCGGAGUUUAAUGCCAUCCGGAGGCCACUGAAGAUACCAGGCGAGCAUGAUAAACCUCUUCUAGAAGACCAGACAUGGCCCACGAGCGAGGAGAGCGAUUUCGACAGCAACGUAGUACUUUUCGAAGUACUACAGCGCCGCGACGGUAGGUAAACAGGUCCCAGGAGUUCCGAUUGGUCACCUCAUGUCGACGUGGGAGGGGAAUUUGUCCAGUUUUUAUUUAAUCCUAACGCAAACGCUUCUUUUUAUUUCUGAUGGAAUGAACAUGCGCAUGUUGCAUGUCAAUGUGUAAAUUAUAUAAAUUAUUAAGUAAGUAACAAAGUUUUACAUCUUUAUACGUUACUUAAAAUGUAUGUAAGGAUUAUCACCAUUAGACGGCGCAUCUUGCAGAGGUCACAAUUUGAACAUUGGUGCAGCCAUCAGAUAAACUGGUCAAAGGGAGUUUCAAGUAUUUAUUUUUUUGUCUCUAUUAUAAUAGUUUUGAUACUUCUGGUUCUUCAUGAAGUAAUUACAGUCUCUGUGUGUUGUACUAGUACCUACUUAGUGAAAACAUUGCUUAGUUCUUUGGAAAGUGAAACAAACCACCUCUCCCACAUAAUACCAUUAUGUCAUACAUUAGUAUGUUGGUAUACGUGUAUAUAUAUAUAUAGAAUUAUAGAUUGAAAUACCAAAGUAUUGGCUGAUUGUAAAAUCACAGUUUUGUAUUUCCUUACAAAAUAUCUCGACAAAAUAAUGUUUGCACUUGGGUACAUGGUACAAGUAGGUACUUGUUACUUUUUAUUUCUAAGUCAUGGCGCACAUAGUAGAUAUUUCUUCUUGAUGUUUCGAAUUCUGUGUGAAACUCUUUUCUGUGUUACGAUUUGAAAGAUGUUACAAGACUAAGGGCAGAGGGAAAGCUAUUUAUUAUCUAUGCACGUCACAAAAAAUGCUAAAAUGUUUUACAGCUAUCUGUUAAUUGGAAAAUAUAAACUUACUCAAUUUGAUGUAAUUAUUAAAACUUCAUCGGAUGUUGUUUUAAAACUAACUGUAAAUAGUCAAUACUAAAACUCUUUCAGGAUGGACAAAAUUAAAAGCUUUAGUAAGAGUUUGUUUUACGUUUAACGAAAUGAAAACGAGAUCGUGAGUUUAUUUUAUUUUACCAAAUAUAUUAUGAAUUAGCGUUAGCGGGGGCUCAGUCUCAAGGGUAAUUUACCAAUGUCUGACAAACUUCAAAUCGUAACAUAGAACUGAAUACAUAAUAUAUCUUAAUCCUAAAGUAAAUCUAGAUAUUUGGUAUUUAUCUGUAAACACAUCUACUUAUCCAGAUUUCAAAACACUAAAUGCUCUAUUCGAUAAAAGGUCAGAAAUCAGCCUGUACUAUGAAAUUUAGCACUUCCAACAAAUCUAUUUGUAAUAGUAUAUAUACAUAUAUUUAGAAAUAAAGUUUAAAGAUAAAAUGUGUCUACAACAUGUGUAUGUUGUAUUUAUAUCUAUCAAUAUACGUUCAUUCUUGAGCACUGUAAUGCCUGUGGAUAGCGUAUGCACGUAGAAAAAAGUUCAUAUCAAUCUCAAAAUUAAAUUAAUUAGGUUAUUCGGUUUAUUUAUGAGAAUUAAGACGAGGUACACUCGACAAGGCGAUCAUGCAUACCAUGAUUUUGAGCAGCAUGCGGUCCAAAAGACGCGCGGUACAGCGUAUAUCGUGGCUGCGACGAGCUUGCAAACUUUCGAGCUACCUCGUCACACAGCUACGUGAGUAAACCAUUUGACGUAAUUAAUUUAUCACAAAACGACAUAUUACGAGCAUUUCACAUUUAUACACCAGUCAUUUUAAGUUUGGUUUACACUACCAAUUUGUACUCCUUCAAAUUAUGAAACGGAAAAGUAUAAUUCAAAAUGAUGCUCAAUGGUAUUAGUAUGUGAUUAUAGACGCAUGUUUAAGUAGAUAUAUUAUGUUCAGGAGAAUGCACAUUAAGCUAGCCGGACCUAUCAAAUUCCUUUCAUUGUCAUCGUUCCGUUUCUAUGCACUACUGCAUAGCCUCUCCUAUAGCACUCCACUGAGCAUGUUGGGCGCCCUACAGCCUACCUACGUUUGCCUAGGUAGUCUUCACUCCAGAACACGCUUUUUCAAUCAGUUUGUCGACAAAUAUAACCGGCUUACUGCCAUUACAGCUUCAUAAUGCUUUGAAUACAUUUUGAAUUUUUUGGAUCACCUCGUUUCAUAUUUGAUCCUUCAGACAGACUCCGCGUUACGUCAUUUCUGUGUCCACGUCUCACACGACACACAGGACACGCUCAUUGAAGUCUUUGGUCUUUAAGCUUUGAAAUAUUUGUGAUUUGACAGACAAUGGUGGCUUAAUGUGCAAGUGUCUACAUAUUAUUAUGGCUAGUCUAAACUACACUUAGGCACUAUAUGCAUGCACUCAGCUAGAGAAACGUAGUUACAGUAAAUACGUACAGACGUCGCUGUAUAUUCUAUACACGUAUCAACAUGAAGCAAGUACAAAGAGAAGAUGCCAUAAUGUGAGUGCAAUGCACUGUGACACAAAAAAUCGGCCCUACCCAAUUAUAUUAUAAGAAACCAGGUGUAGAUAGGUUAUUAAGCGCUCAGAAAGUGACACAUUAAAAUAUCGACAAUAGGCAACGUUUUUGUAAUAUGAUACCGCUGGAUGGAAAAUAGAGAGGGGCGUAGUUUGUACCGUCGUAAAGUGUCACGUAUUAUGCCUAAGGGAGUUCCAGUUAUGACAUCUCCUCUUUGUAUUUGCUUCAUGCGUAUGAAGCAUGAUUUAUACUGCAUUAAUAUAUUUCAUUGCUAAACGCUAUACCGACUUAACUGUUUAGAUGAAGAGUUUUAUUCAAAAUCUAAUGCUGCUUGCCAACAUCAACUAAAUAGCGAAGCGAUUCACUGAUAAAAACAAAAAAAAAACUAACUUAACAACUAUUUAUUAAGACAUAAGCAACUACUAGCGCCAAAAACAAACUAUCUGAUGGACAUAAACUCUGAAAAACAUUAUGUACCUACAUCUUCCAUCUAAACACUUAAGGUUCCAUCUAUUAUUUUUAUUUAGAGAAGUGACAUGGGGUACAUUCAUCAUUUCGGUAACGGGUAAGCAUUAAAUAUAAAAUCUAAUUAACAACCAUUCAUUAUUAAUUUACUACUGCAUCUUCGUCAAUGAAAUGAGUGCAUAAACGAUAGUGCGCGCGGAACUAGUUGGCCGCUCUCUAGGUGGCGACAGGGACGCCAGGGCGACUUGCCUACUGUUUGCAACGACAUAUGAGAUUAAACAAUGAUGACCCAUCUCGAGAUAUAAUCAACAAUAAUUGUUUAAUAGUUGAAAAUAAUAAAUAAAAAAAAUAUAAAAAUAACAAUAAGUUUAACGCGAGCAGCCAACUAGUUGUCGUGUACUAUAACCAGUUUAUGCACUUGUUUUUUUAGUAUGUUGUUAGUUUAAAAAAAUAAUUAAUAAUGUUUCUCAAAGGUUUGUUAAAUUGAUAAUCAACUAACAUAAACAUGUCAGUUGCGCCAAAGUGUACCUUAAAAUAGUUAUUGCCGUAAAACGAUAAUACAGUAACAGCAAAUGCUUCAUAGUCACCCAUAUACUUAUGUAUAUCUAAAACUUCAUAAUGCGUUUUCAGACUAAAAGUCAACCGAAUUUUGUGAAUGUACUUAUAAGAUGCAGUGGUAACAAAAAUCUCGAAAUAAGUGGUGGGCAUACUUUGAAAUGUUAAAUUUGAAUUUUAAAGAAAGAUAAUAAGGUUCGUGUUUCUUUCGCAAUUGAUAACCUAAUGAAGUCCUCGUCUAAAAUUGUAGCGUGUUGUAUUCAUAUUACAGCCUAAUUUCCUUGAGUUUUUGGAUUGGCUGAAUUUGUAGGACCUAGUUGUGUCGGAGGACCACCAUCUCGCGCGGCCCAAAGUUUUCCUACCACUUCUUUGCAUAAUUUGACAGACAUCUUCCUCAAUAUACACUGCAAGUCUUUAAAAAGUGCACAUAUCAAAAUGGGAAAAUUUGAUUAAGUAUAAUUGUAUGUUACUCUAACUAGAAUGUAAUCAAAACGGUAUAACUUGCUAUAAGUUACCUAAUACCUAUUAUUAUGAAACUAACUCCGUAAUGAUUGGAAUAAUAAACAAGUGAUAGGAAUAGGUAGUGCUCAUUAGCCUAAACUUUGAGAGAGAACAGAGAAAAGAAACGGAGACUUCUAUAGUAGGAUAUUUUCUCCCGGACAACACUUAAAUACAUUAAAAAAUUAUGUUAUUUGGAAUAAGUUCGUGUUGUUUACCUAAAGUUUGCGAAUAGACAUAACAUAACACAGUCGUUACAACUAUCAACUUUUCUGAACAUUUUCUUGUUGGAGAACAUUUUGUAAAUGACUUGUUGAUAUUGAAACUAUGAGACCCAGUCUUUGUUUUAAGAGCCGUACACGUUUCGAAGUAAAUGUUUGCUUUUGAGCUCGCUCUUGGCCAUGUUUGUUGAGAUUUCUAAAGUUCAAGUGUAUAAUUUUAUUAUAACUUUCGUGAGACAUGCUAAAUUAAUUAUUAUGUAACCGGCUUAGUCACGUAACUGUUUGACGAGGAACUCGACUAGUUUCAAGCCAUAUUGUCGCACUGCUGCUGACAAUAGCAGCGGCAGUGCGACAAUCGCCGCGUCGUGUGUCGCAGAAUGCUACUCAUAAAUAUGAGCCUCUAGCAUGGCUUGAAACCAGUCAAGUUCCUCGACAAACAGUUACGUGAGAAAGCCGAUUACAUAAUAACUAAUUCAAGUGUAUAAUUGAAAUCAAAACUGACAAUUGUUUUUAAAAAGAAUAAUAAGAUCAUUUUUAACAUGUGAAAUGUAUAUAAUAAACUACAUGAACUUAUUCCAAAUAAUACAUAUAAUUAUUUAAUGUAUUUAAGUUUUGUAUGGAAAAAAUAUAGUACUAAGAAAGUUUCCGUUUCUUUUCUCUGUUCUUCAAAGUUUAGCUAAUAAGCACUACCUAUUCCUAUCACUAUCUAUAAGGGCUCUUCAUAAAAUAAAAAAUGAGCGACAAUCAUCAAUUAAUAUUUUUAUUUAAAAUAGUUAUUUUUUCAUAAUCAUAUUUGUACAAUAAUUCUUAUAUUUUUAUGUUUUUCUCUCACAUUGAUAUGCACAGCUUAUAAAGACUCGCAAUGUAGAUCAUACAAAUGGGUGUUUCUUCAAAAAUCUAUAACUUUUAUUUAACAAAUCAUUAUUCUCCGGCAUUAUUAAGCAUCGUGGCAGCUUAUUAUCAUCCAUAGUUUUAUUGGAUUUGUUGAGACACACACGACACGCAGAAUUAUUAAUAAUUAUAAUAUUUGUGAACUUUUUGAAGAAUCCCCCAAUUAUGUUUGGGUCACCAGUUCAUAGCAACACAAUACGAUGUAUUUUGUAACAAAUUCAUUGACUCAUCAUAUUUAUAUAUAUACUUUUUGGUUUAUUUAUAGUGCCCAAAUAUUAUAGUCGUUGGAGGAACGGAAACUUCCAACGACUGAAAUCCGCGUACGAGUAGACAGAAUUUUCCAGAACUAUGCAGGCUACUCCUGAGACUGUGGAUACUAAGUGCCUGGAUUCAUUAUAAUUUACUCGUUCGGGCUGGACAAUAUUCUAUUUUAAGUACUUAUGCUGCUUACUUUCUAUUGUUUCACACACACAUGGACUAUUACAAUACCAAGACAAUUUAAACUUAUCGAUAAUAACUCUUUUAUAAAAAUGUACUCAAAAUACCAACUACUCAAUACAUACUUUUAAAAAUAAAAAAAUAUCGAAAAAGGAACUUUGGAUUGUAUGUUUGAUAGGUAUCUAACCGUAGAGAAGCUCGAAUGGUGAUACACUUUUUUAGAUUAGCAUAUAACAUGUGGCUAAGUUCAUACGAUCGCGCGGAGUACAAGAUCGAAGUAAACAGCUAGUGUUGUCCACAUCACCGCGCGUCGCGCUACAACCCGCGCGCUAGAGACGCUCGAGGUCGAUGCUCUGAAAUAUACGAAAUCGUAAGAGUAUAGAUUUAAUAUUCCUAAAGUGAGAUUAACUGUUCAGUUGAGACGGAUAGACGCAUAGAUUCAAGAAAAAAAUGAUCACCGAACGCGGCCACAUUGUAUCUGUCGAUUUGCUUAUCGACGACAUUCAUCACAGUCAUAUAAAAAUUCUAAUCACAAUCAUAUAAAAAUCAAAAGAUGCAACAAACGUCCUGAAGUAGUUACAAAAAAUUCUUCAUGUAGUCUCAGGUCGGGAUAUAAAGUUAUCCCACCCAAAACAUAAAUGUGAAAGGCUGCCAAGUUCGAUAAUAUUGGAAUGCUUCGCCUAUAAAAGAAGUGAGAUCUAAAUAAGUACCAAGUUCCAUACACAGACCUCAGUUAAAAAUGAUAUAACAAGUUGGCAAGUUUUCACACACUUUGUUAUAAACCUACU
This is a messenger RNA of Spodoptera frugiperda (fall armyworm), 7610 nucleotides long. RefSeq names its product solute carrier family 35 member C2. Gene Ontology annotation, cellular component: Golgi apparatus; cis-Golgi network; endoplasmic reticulum-Golgi intermediate compartment. Gene Ontology annotation, biological process: UDP-glucose transmembrane transport. The coding region runs from base 185 to 1390 and encodes 401 amino acids. The record is from RefSeq and is a predicted model, not a curated record. The transcript has 5 exons. Lineage: Eukaryota; Metazoa; Arthropoda; Insecta; Lepidoptera; Noctuidae. Gene Ontology annotation, molecular function: antiporter activity.